AUGUCCCUGAUGGGUCUGCUCGCCGCCCUUACCGUGUUCACCUCCCUUGCCAUGUUCGCCGCCCUUACCGUGCUCACCUCCCUGACCGAGUUCACCUCCCUGACCGUGCUCACCUCCCUGACCAUGUUCUCCUCCCUUACCAUGUUCUCCUCCCUUACCGUGUUCGCCUUCCUUACCGUGUUCGCCUUCCUUACCGUGUUCGCCUUCCUGACCGUUCUGGCCUCUGUGUGGACCCUUGUGGCCCUCUCCACCUUUCUCACCAUCACCACCCUCCUCACCUUCCUCGUCGUCGCCCUCAUCAUCAUCACCCUCGUCAUCCUCUUGGUUAUCCCCUUCGCCUUCAUCUUUUCCGCCUUCUUUGCCGUCUUUGCCUUCUCCGCCCUGCUUGCCACCCUCGCCACCUUUGCCAUGUCUGGUACCAUUUCCAGCUGCUUCGCCGCGAAGGACCAUAGUGGCUCUCUCGCUCUGGAAGCCAGGGACAGUGGCACGAGCGGAGACAUCGCUGUACUCAUUUUUACGAGACAGAGAGGCAUCUGCAUCAACACCUGA
This is a messenger RNA of Aspergillus pseudonomiae, 549 nucleotides long. RefSeq lists its product as uncharacterized. The record is from RefSeq and is a predicted model, not a curated record. The transcript has a single exon. Lineage: Eukaryota; Fungi; Ascomycota; Eurotiomycetes; Eurotiales; Aspergillaceae. The coding region runs from base 1 to 549 and encodes 182 amino acids.